Molecule: messenger RNA, 1654 nt
Organism: Cutaneotrichosporon oleaginosum
Lineage: Eukaryota; Fungi; Basidiomycota; Tremellomycetes; Trichosporonales; Trichosporonaceae
Source: RefSeq, a predicted model, not a curated record
CGCGAGGUGGCCAACCUCCCGGGUCCUCCGCCUGUGCCAUACUUCGGCUGGUUGAUUGGAAACAUGGCCGACCUCGCAGAGUACCGCGACACCGUCAUGCACCCCGACUGGGUAGCCAUGGGCUGGACCGGACGAUGCCAGCACAUUAUGGGGCAGGAGACGAUCUGGACAUACGACCCGGUGGCCAUGGGCAGCAUCCUGCAGAGCGCGGACGUGUGGGAGCGCGCGAAGAACACGGAGCGUCUGCUCCGCCGCAUCACCGGUUCGGGGAUGUUGACCGCCAAGGGCGCGGCUCACCGGCGGCAGCGGCGGAUUGUGAACCCCGCAUUUUCGACGACCGCCAUCAAGGCCAUGGUGCCCGCCAUGUUUGAGAAGGCCGAACUGUGCGCCACGCUCUUGGGCCGGUGCGUUGACGACGACUCGCUCGAGAGCUUUGCCUCGAGAUACCCACCUAAGCCUGAAGACCGCGUCCCAGGCGCCCGGAAGGUCGACAUGCUUGCGCUCUGCUCCAAGCUCACGCAGGACGUUAUCGGCGCCGCAGGCUUCAACACUGACCUUGAAAGCUUACGGCCUGCUGAUAACCCACUGGACAACAGCAUCCAGUACAUGCUUAACACCAUUUUUGACGACACGAUUAUCUCGAUGGGUCAGAAUUUGUACUGGUUGCUGGACAAGAUCCCUACGCGCACUCGGCGAGCGAUGAAGACUUGUCGUACCGAAAUGGAGAGGGUCUCCGAGCGUCUCAUGACCGAACGUGCCGCCAAACAGGAAGGCUCGGUGGUUGAUGCGGAUGAAGACAAGGUGCCUGAUAUGCUGGACCUUCUCUUAAAGGCAAACUCAGCCGAACGCGAGGACCAGCGCCUCUCAGACGAGGAGGUCCGUUCGCAACUCUCGACUCUACUAUUCGCCGGAAGCACGACGACUGCGGGCACAAUAUGCAGCCUGCUGCGCUUCCUGGCGCUGCAUCCAGAUAUUCAGGCGCGCCUGCGCGAGGAGAUUGAGGCCACGGAAGAGCGGCCUAGCUUCGAAACGCUCAACGCACUGCCCCUCCUAGACGCUACGGUACGAGAGACGCUGCGGCUGGAGCCUGCCGCAACGUGCACCGUUCGCACAAAUACGAAAGACACUGUCAUUCCCCUCAGCGUGCCCGUGCGCGGACGCGACGGCACCAUGAUCGAAAAGGCGCUGCCGGUAGCCAAGGGCUCGUACGUCCUCCUCUCCAUCUCCAGUCUCCAACGCCACCCGGAUGUGUGGGGUCCCGACGCCGAGGAAUUCAACCCUGACCGCUACAAGGACCCGAGUAUUCCCAAGAUGAACAUCCCCGGCAUGUGGGGCGGCCUGGCAUCCUUCAUCUCCGGCCCGCACCAUUGCAUUGGGUGGCGCCUGGCGCUUGCUGAGAUCAAGAUCGUCACGUUCACGCUCUUGCGCCACUUUGCGUUCGAGGAGCUGCCCAGCAAGCCUGAUAUCUUCAUCGUAAUGAAUGUGGCAAGCCGGCCUGAGGUCAAGGGUGAGAGCGGCGGUCAGAUGCCGUUGCUCGUUCGCCGUAUUGAGGCGUAAAUAAAGCAGAGAAUAUAUUCCGACAUCAAAAGGCGCUUAAAAAACUGAUAUUCGAGUGAUGUUGUGUGAAGACCAUGCUAUUUCUUGUGUACUUCCA